CUACUAACGUUACUCUGAAAGACAAUAUGCACAACUAAUGUGCUCCAUUUUAUUUAUUUAUUUUUAAGAACACGCAAAAUUAGGCUAAUGUAAUUUCAUGUGUUUAGCAUGUGCGUGGGGAGUGUAGUGUUGUCAGCUGGGUUAUUGCUCCUCCCAUCGGCUUCAGUGAAUCUCACCGGAGUUCAGGAACACGGAACAACAUCGAGUAGCAGACAUGGCUAUGCUCAGAACAGACCAACAACAAACCGAUGCAAAAGAUGAUGCAGAUGAUAAAUUCGUAUGUCCCGUUUGUCUGGAAAUAUUUAUCUCUCCGAUGACAACGCAGUGUGGACAUACAUUCUGCUAUUCUUGCCUUAAGGAGUGUUUACGGCCUCAGAAACCAGUGUGUGCGGUCUGCAGAACUGAUCUGAAUAAGUGGACUGAAGCAGAUGAUAUAAAAAACUUGAUCGACAGAUCCAUCGGAAAAUGCAAAGGCUGUAAAAAUCAGAUUCCUUUGUCCCAGAUGAGAACACACACAGCUGCCUGCUCCAAAUAUCAAGACUAUGUCAAGGAGGGUAUGACGUCUAUUUUACAGAACCAAACUUCCAUUGUCAGUUCAGGGCCGAACCGCUUUACAUUCACCUGUCCCUACUGUGACCUCCGUAAUUUUGACCAGGAUGGUCUAGUUGAACACUGCAUCUCAAAACACGCACAUGACAAAAGUCCAGUGGUGUGUCCAAUUUGUGCCUCUAUGCCCUGGGGUGACCCCAAUUACAGGAGCAGUGACUUCUUUCAACACAUCAAAAUAAGACAUGCUUUUUCUUAUGAUACUUUUGUAGAUUAUUCUACAGAUGAAGCUGCUAUGAUCCAGGAAGCUCUACAGCGCUCUCUUAUGGAUAACUGAUGCUAAGGAGACAUAACUUGCUAGCUAAACUCAACACAACCUAUAUAUAUAUAUUUUAUUUCAAGGGUUCAGGGCUCUAUACUACUCUGUACUGUUUUUUUUUCUUUGUGGUCAUUAGAAAAUUGUGAAUGAACACUGUGGUGAGUUUAGUUAAAGGGUCUUAUUUCUUUGGUAACAGCUAAUUCAGAACACGAAGGAGGAAGCUUUUGUCUGUUUAUUCUAUCACUCUAUCUAAAUUAAGUUUGUGUUUGAACCAGUAGGGGGCAGUAUUGCAUCGUUAGUCCACCAUAGUAUCCACAAUCUGUACUUUAUAAAACUUGCCUAUAAGCUCCCAACGCUUCAAUAAAACAUUAUGUGAAAAUAAAAAGUAACUUAAAAGAGGGCUUUACAUUUUAUGUUUGUAUAAUGCAUAUACAGAUGGAAAUUUUAUAUGAAUAUUUUAAACUUAAAUCAGUUCACUUCCAUCAGAACUAACUGCCUUUAGUUACAAUAUUUAAAAAUGUUUUACGUUGUUCAACAAAGUUACUUUUUAGGGUCUGUAAGGCACAAGUUGUGCUGCAUGCAGUUUGAUGCAGAUCUCAUCAGCCUCACAUAGAGAUUAACUAAAGAUGCUUUAUGAUUUCAGUGUCCAGUUAAUAUGUUAUUUGUGCACUAAUUAAUCGGCCUGUUGCUUGUCCUAGUGGUUAAUAAACCUUUCUUAAUUUAACCUCUUUAAUGUGUAGUAUCUUUUCUCUGUGCUUUGUCUCUUUGUGUAAUAAAUACACGUGCAUUCAA
Molecule: messenger RNA, 1657 nt
Organism: Paramisgurnus dabryanus
Lineage: Eukaryota; Metazoa; Chordata; Actinopteri; Cypriniformes; Cobitidae
Gene: rnf114
Product: ring finger protein 114
Biological process (GO): ubiquitin-dependent protein catabolic process; protein polyubiquitination
Molecular function (GO): ubiquitin protein ligase activity; metal ion binding
Source: RefSeq, a predicted model, not a curated record